CGCACGAUCGCGGCAAAGCGCAUGCCAAAAGCAGCAGCAGAGGCAGAUCGCUCCUGAAUGGGCCGGUGGUGCGCCAUCUCGUGCACAGAUUUUUUUUCCACCCCAUUCCAUUACCAGCGCGGCGCAUGGGCGCUAUAAAUUAGCCGCGGGGCAUCCAUUCCCCGGCAACAAAGCAGAAGCCGGCUGCUUGGAGCUUUCGAGCAACACCACAACAACAACGAGGCCAAGAAAGGAUAAGCGCGCGAGAGGCUUGUAGCUUUGUUGGAGGGAGUGGCAAAGCGAUGGGCAGAAGCUGUGAGCAAUUGCGAGAGCGGGCGCUGGUGGUUGCGCUUGCCCUCCUCGUGUUGGCGUUCGCGCUCGUGCAGUGCGCGGGCGUCGCCGACGGGGAGAAGCAGGGUGGCGGCCCGGCGGAGACGGACCCCGCGACGAGGCAGACGGGGCCGCCGCUGCCGCCCGGGUGGACCGGCGACUCCGGGUCCGGCCACGGGUCCAGCCCCGAUGGCGGUUCGUGGGAGUAUGGCUGGGGCUGGGCUGCGGGGCCUGACGGGAAGGGUGGCGGGUUCGGGUUUGGCUAUGGAGGCAGCGGAGGUGAAGGUGGAGGUGGAGGCGGUGGCGGUGGUGGACCGGGAAGUGGAAAGGCGUUUGGUUUCGGCAUUGGCGGGUACAAAGACCACCAUGGCGGCUUUGGAGAUGGCGGCGGCGGCGGCGGCGGUUCUGGAGGCUACGGUGGUAGCGACGCUGGUGGCUUCGGGGGUGGCGACUCUGCUGGUGGCUUCGGUGGCGGUCAGCAUGGAGAAGCUGGCAACGGCGAAGAAUAUGGCGGCUACGCUGGCGGUUUCGGCGGUGGCGGCCCUGGUAGACACGGCGGCGCUGGUGCCGGUGCCAGAGACGGAGAUGGGGCUGGAUACGAGGGACCCUUCCGCGGCGGAGGCUGGAGCAAGCGCGGCCACUUCCGCGGCGGAAGGUCAGCGCGGAAGGACGGUGGCGGCAACAACUGAAGCCGCCCGUCGUUGUCUGCAACCAUAAGAAGAUGAUAACCAGCAAUGGCAGAAAAUAUGUUUGGUCUAGCAAUGGCAGAAAUAUGUAGCUAUGCGCGAUGUAGUAUAGUGCCUCUAUGGUGUCAUCUGCCGUGCUUCUCGUCACAACUCAUAAGCGUCCUUAUGCAAAGAGUUGAAUACGAGGUGAGGUGUAAGAAACAUAUUAUAUAUACGAGCUUCAGUGUAUAUGAUGCUCCUGCCUCCUGGGGGCUAUGCAACUGAUGCUUUACCUUUC
Messenger RNA from Panicum hallii, 1272 nucleotides. Its product is annotated as glycine-rich protein 5-like. Bases 282 to 998 code for a protein of 238 amino acids. Lineage: Eukaryota; Viridiplantae; Streptophyta; Magnoliopsida; Poales; Poaceae. The record is from RefSeq and is a predicted model, not a curated record. The transcript has a single exon.